AUGGGAACUACUGAACUGCCAAGGACAGGGAAGGCCACAACAAGUUCUGAUGUGUAUGCCUUUGAGGCCCUAUUGCUUGAGGUUGUAUGUGGAAGAAGGCCAAUUGAGCCUAAGGCAGGGCCUGAAGAGUUGGUAUUGGUGGAUUGGGUGGGGGAGAAGUGGAGAGAGAAGAGAAUUCUUGAUGUGGUGGACAUUAAAUUGAAAGGUGAAUUUGAAGAGAAAGAAGUUGUGAUGGUGUUGAAGUUGGGACUAAUGUGUUCAAGCAAUGCGCCAUUGACACGGCCUAGCAUGAGGCAGGUGGUGAUUUACUUGGAAGGCGAGGCUGUGGUUCCAGAGGUGUUAAGGCCAGCUAGUGCAUAUGAUGGAGACAUAGGGGAUGGUGGUGAUCAGGAAGGGCAUGAUGAUUUUCUUCAUUCAUUGGAGAAGACGACGAGGCCGUAUUCAUUCAUGGCAAAUGGAGAUGUUGAUGCUAGUUUUGCUUCUGUUUCCAUUUCCCCUCGUCCACUUCUCUAUAACAAAGGUGUUGUGAUCGUGCAGCAAUUAUGGUGA
Messenger RNA from Ilex paraguariensis (yerba mate), 549 nucleotides. Lineage: Eukaryota; Viridiplantae; Streptophyta; Magnoliopsida; Aquifoliales; Aquifoliaceae. The record is from the annotation of a GenBank genome assembly.